AUAGUCAUGAAUCGUCAGCGGAUGUGAAGGGAACAGCUCGUGGAUCUGUCAGACGGGCAGUGAAGGGUUAAUGUUACUGUACAGAUACAGGACUGUGUGGGGUGUCUAUAGGCUGCUCGUGUCCACUCGCUCCAUUACUCGCUGCAUGUUACUCUACUUUCCCCGUUCCCACAGUCGGCACCAAAGAAGAGCUCUGCGCCGGCUCUGCACACACCUCCUCCAGCAUGGAUGCGCUAAAAUCCGCCGGGAGAGCAAUAAUCAAAAGUCCCGGAGUUCCGCGGCACACAUGGGGAACGUCCAAACAUGAGAAGCUCCCAGAGAACUGGACGGACACCAAGGAGACUCUCCUGGAAGGGAUGGUGUUCAAUGUGAAGUAUCUGGGCAUGACUCUGGUUGGCCAGCCUAAAGGAGAAGACAUGGCAGCGGCUGCCAUCAGGAGGAUUGUGACCACGGCUCGGGCCAGUGCAAAGAAGUUUCGGAAAGUGACCCUCACUGUCUCCCCCAAGGGAAUCAUCAUCUCAGACACAGAGACCAAUGACCUCGUCGAGGACGUCUCCAUUUACAGAAUAUCUUACUGCACAACAGACAAAACUCAGGAUAAGGUCUUCGCCUACGUCUCCCAAAGCCAGUUCAAUGAAACUCUGGAGUGCCAUGCCUUCCUGUGCCAAAAAAAGAAAAUAGCUCAGGCUGUGACUCUAACAGUUGCUCAAGCUUUUAAAGUAGCUCUGGAUAUGUGGGAGAUCGCACAGGAAGACAAAAGCAAGAAAGUUCGCACAUGCUUUUCCUGUUCAGACCCUGAAUCUCAGCCUGAAUCUGAACCAAACAGUGUUUCAGAGGAGGAGAAGACUCGGGUUCUGAUGGAGCACAAACUGAGGAAGCCCUUCUUCCCUUCUUUCCUUUCACCAUCUCCACGCAGCAGCACCAGGAGACGGCCAAUCAAACACGACUCCUGGGAUGCGGAAGAUGGCCUCGAUGAUGCGUUUUCAAGCAAUAUGGAGGUGGAGGAGAUGGACGCAGGUAAGUGAGACUGGCGACGUCCCGCAGCAGAACCGUGUCUGAGGAUGCAGCUGUGAGUCCAGAGGAAGAUCUCCUGUCCUUCAGCAGUGAGGACUCCGACUGAACACACACACACACACACACACUUGUAUAUAUGGUUUACGGGGACUCUCCAUAUACGAAAUGGUUUUUAUACUGUACAAACUGUAUAUUCUAUCCCCCUACGCUACCCCUACCCCUAAACCUACCAUCACAGAAAACUCUCUGCAUUUUUUGAAUUUCAAAACAACACUUUAGUAUGUUUUUUAAGCCAUUUGGUUUACAGAAGGUGUCCCCAUAAAACAUGUUUACGUUGUUAUACCCAUGUCAUUAUACACGUGUCCUCAUAAACCAUGUACACAAGAACACACACACACACACACACACUGACACACUCACUCUCUAACCAGCCUAUCAGAACGUGUCCUGAACACAACACACCGUUCAGCUCCUGCCUCAGUGAUGGACUUACUCACUCCACUGCCACUCAAAACAGUCCCACAAUAAAGCAUCACAGACGUGCAUGAUUCAUAA
Ctenopharyngodon idella (grass carp) is the source of this 1569-nucleotide messenger RNA. RefSeq names its product low density lipoprotein receptor adapter protein 1. The coding region runs from base 225 to 1025 and encodes 266 amino acids. Lineage: Eukaryota; Metazoa; Chordata; Actinopteri; Cypriniformes; Xenocyprididae. The record is from RefSeq and is a predicted model, not a curated record. The transcript is spliced from 10 exons.